This is a messenger RNA of Fusarium mangiferae, 1791 nucleotides long. RefSeq lists its product as uncharacterized. Gene Ontology annotation, biological process: regulation of DNA-templated transcription. Bases 1 to 1791 code for a protein of 596 amino acids. Gene Ontology annotation, molecular function: DNA-binding transcription factor activity. NCBI's taxonomy places the organism in Eukaryota, Fungi, Ascomycota, Sordariomycetes, Hypocreales, Nectriaceae. The record is from RefSeq and is a predicted model, not a curated record. The transcript has 3 exons.
AUGCUUGAAGAACCUCAGACCGCCCCUGAGUCGCUGCCAGCGCGGAAGCGAUCUAAGGCGUCCGAAGAAAACGACGAGGAACGGAGUAAGAAGCGAUCAAGAGGCCGUCCACGCCUUGACACCAGAGAUGAGACGGCUCAAGAUCGUCGUCGAACGCAGAUUCGAUUGGCUCAAAGGGCCUAUCGUAAUCGCAAAGAUACUGCCAUUACGACCCUUGAGGACAAAGUCAAGGAUCUUGAAGAUGCCAAUGAAAACAUGAGCAAAGAGUUCAUGAAUUUCUUUGACUUUGUUCUUUCACAGGGAAUGCUGGAAGGUGCACCUGAAGUUGCAAGACGUCUCAAUGAUACAACCCGCAAGUUUCUCUCACUCACAAGGAAAUCUGCCGAUGACUCAAACCGCGAUGGCAUCGAAGAUACCCCGGCCGCUGCUCAAGCACAAGAGCAAGUUGUGUCACAACCCCCAGGACGGCACCCAUCCGGCUCCGACUCUAGCACUUCUGGCUCGGGGAGUGGUGAAUUCAUGUUACAGAACCCACCUGGUUUUAGCGCUUCUCAAGAGAAGAGCCUGUCAACUCCACGAAGACCGGACGCCACUAUACGGCAACAGGCUACGCCUCCCCUGAACCUGCCUUACGAAAUCAUCACAAUGCCAACUACAGAUAAUGCAAGUUUCCCGGUUUACGACACGCAAACGACAAUCAGUUUCGAGCAAAAUCCUUUCCUCCAAUCACCCUUUCCUAACGUCCAUUCGCCAGCCACUUAUGCGCCCCAAGAACGGAGCUUUGGUCGCCGCCUUCAGAGAGCAACUUUGGAGGCUGGUCUGAGGUUGGCAUCGAUGGCCAACCCACCUCCUCAUCGAUAUGCUGAGGUCUUUGGAUUUUGUCUACUAUUCGAACCCAGGGAGUCUAUCAUCCGCCGCAUAUCUAGCACAUUGGCAAGAGUGAGCCAGGAAUCAAUGUUUGUCUGGAGGUACCCUUUCACAAACCUGGGUGGUGCUGGGACUUUCUUCCCGAAUAACGGAGAAGCCGGAGGAAGUACAGCAACAGGAGCCAACGGGAACGCGAUACCGCUAGGAAAUCAAGGGUUGGCACAGCAUAUGAAGCCACAGGAGAUGACUGGGUUUUCGAUGGGCCCUUUUAACCCAGAUGUUGAAGCGGCCAAAGGAGAUCAUAUUGAUACUCGCAUGCGAAUGAUGUACCAGGGAUUUGAAGGGGACUUCUUCGAUGCAGAUGAGGUGGAAACAUAUCUACGUCAACGGGGUAUCGUGAUACCUGCUAACGUGGAUUUUAUUGAUGCUGAAAUUGAUAUGGGCUCGUUUGACGCAGCUCCAGAUCUUUCGGGCUUAGGAUCGAGCAGCAGCUUCUUCGGAACGCAGCAACCCCCUGCGUCAAGCCAGGCGCCUUAUAUGCCGUCUCAGCAAGCCACAAGUGACAUAUCGAGUAUGUGGCAAAGCACGAUACCUACCACCCUCGCUACCACCACAGCGUCAAUGACACAGGCUCCUCUCAUGGCACCUGCAAUGAGUGUUGACUUCAUCAACAUUAUGCCAACAGUUGAGGCAACCAACCCUGGGCAGUUCGGUGCAGGGAUGGGAUCUCUGAUGGAUUCAUCAUAUUUUCCUCGAGAUUGGGCCACAGAUGCUAGUUGGAUGAAGACAAAAGUGACGAUGGACGUGAAUCGACUAGUAGCAGAAAUGACAAGCAGGGCAGUCUGUUUAGGUCGCACGCCAGGCUUACGACCAAAGGAUAUAGACAAAGCAGUUAAGUUGUCUAUCGUACUGGCUCAGGCAUAA